Gadus chalcogrammus (walleye pollock) is the source of this 1932-nucleotide messenger RNA. Its product is annotated as microtubule-actin cross-linking factor 1-like. NCBI's taxonomy places the organism in Eukaryota, Metazoa, Chordata, Actinopteri, Gadiformes, Gadidae. The record is from RefSeq and is a predicted model, not a curated record. The coding region runs from base 1 to 1932 and encodes 643 amino acids. The transcript has 10 exons. Gene Ontology annotation, cellular component: microtubule; actin cytoskeleton; intermediate filament. Gene Ontology annotation, biological process: regulation of microtubule-based process; intermediate filament cytoskeleton organization; regulation of focal adhesion assembly. Gene Ontology annotation, molecular function: structural molecule activity; cadherin binding.
AUGAGCUCAUCCAGGGCUGUGAGCAGCGGCUGGCUCAGUUCCGUGGGCUCUCUGGCUCCCUCCUCAGGGUGGCUCCAGGCAUCUCAGGAUCAGCUGCCUGCGAAGGAGCCCAGCCUGGACACCGAGGGCAUGCAGCGCAGAGUCCAGCAACUCCAGGACUUGUGUGACGACUGGGAGUCCCAGGGAGCCCGGGUCCAGGAGCUGAACAAGACCGGCUCAGAGCUGGAGUCCACCAUCAUCGGCAUCACCGCACCACAGACCAAGACCGUUGAUCCUCAGAUCAACGGUUCAGCCAACCCAGGCAGUGUUAACGGCAUCCAUACCUGCAAAGACCUGACGGAGCUGCAGGUGGCGGUGGCGGAGGUGAACGGCCGCUACGAGUCGCUGGGCUCUGAGCUGAAGGAGCGCCACGGCCGGCAGCAGGCCGCCCUGGAGCUCCGGCAGCAGGCCAGCCAGGGGGCCCAGGAGCUCAGCAGCUGGCUGAGGGACCGCGAGCACAGCCUGGAGCAGGGCCACAACGCCUCCCCCUCCAAACCCGAGGUGGUGCGUGCCAAGGCUCAGGAGAACAAGGCGCUCCUCAGGGAGCUGACGGAGCACUCGGGGAAGGUGGAGGAGCUCAAGGCCUCGCUGACGAAGCUGAUAGCCGACAACCCCGACUCCCCUGAGGCAGCCUCCUGGAGGCAGCAGUUGCAGGAGCUGGACUCCCGCUGGCAGAAGGCCAAUGAGACCGCAGCACAGAGGCAGACGGAGCUGGAGACCUGUGCUGAUAGGCUGGGCAGUUUUGCCACGGCGGCCAGUCAGCUGGGGCCGUGGCUGCGGGAGAAGGAGCUGAUGAUGAGCGUGCUCGGACCGCUGAGCAUAGACCCCAACAUGCUCAACACGCAGAAACAACAAGUACAGUUCAUGCUGCGCGAGUUCGAUACCCGCCGGCCCCAGUACGACGAGCUGACCCAGUCUGCGGAGGGCAUCCUCUCCCAGUCUGGAGACGCCCCCCAGGACCCUAAGGACCUGCAGGAGGUUCGGGCCGAGCUGGGCUCCAUCUCGAAGCAGUGGGAGGACCUGACGUCCCGCCUGGACCUGAGGUCGGGCCGCAUCGACCGGGCCCAGGGCACCAGCGAACGCUACCAGGCCCUGCUGAAGGAGCUGGCAGCCAGCGUGGGCGACCUGGGCGAGCGGCUGGACGGCCAGGCCUCGCUCAGCGCCCAGCCCGAGGCCCUGAGGAGCCGGCUGCAGGAGACGGGCGAGGUGCGCUCGGAGCUGGAGCUCCGCCGCGCCGAGCUAGGCGAGGCGGAGAGGCUGUGCGAGGAGCUGAGCGCCAUCGUGGACGAGCCUUACCUGAGGGAGGAGCUCAGCAAGCGGCUGGAGGCCGUCGGAGCGCCGCUACGGAGUCUGGAGGAGCGCGCCGCCGACGGUCAGUCUCCCAGCUCAUGCCGCCCUCGUCCUCCACCCAGCAGGUCCAGCAGAUGUUCGACGAGCCUGCGCUGCUGGCUGGACAACCAGGCGGGACACCAGGGACGUCCUCGGCCGACUCCUGCCCUGCCAGCCGGAGGCGCUGCGCUCCCUGCUGCCCACGCCGAGGACCUCCAGCGUGGCAUCGCCGCCCCGCGGGCUCCUACGAGUCCUCCGGGCCGAGGGCGCCUCGCGGCUGCUCGCCGCCUCCCCCGCCGGAGGGGAACGGCGCCUCGGCCCUGCAGUCGCGCGCUGUCCGGCCUGCGCCAGGACUGGACGGCAGACCAGAGGGCCACCGACCGGCAGAACCGCCUCAAGUCCACCCUGGCCAAGGCGGAGACUUACCAGAAGCCACCGGGCGGAGCUGGUGCCCUGGCUGGAGGAGUGCGAGGGGAAGGACGUGGGAAUACGGCCGUCGCUGGACCCCGCCGCCCUGACGGGCCCUGCAGAGGGCCCCGGACGCUCUCCAUGGACCUGGACUGA